Molecule: messenger RNA, 3953 nt
Organism: Monomorium pharaonis (pharaoh ant)
Lineage: Eukaryota; Metazoa; Arthropoda; Insecta; Hymenoptera; Formicidae
Product: INO80 complex subunit D
Exons: 3
Coding region: 1810-3474 (554 amino acids)
Cellular component (GO): nucleus
Source: RefSeq, a predicted model, not a curated record
AUUGAAUUUCUUUUAAACUAAUAAGAUUUGCGCUUGAUUUUAAAUAUUCAAAUUAAUAAAACGAUUUAUGAAAUUUUUAUAUUUUUGAUAAUGUUUUGAAAUAUGACUAAGAAUAUGAACUUGAAAUAUAUAUGCAUUAUAUAUUAUAUACGAACAAAUUAUAUGUUAUAUUUAAUUCAUAUUAUUUUUUUAGUACUUUCUCAUAUAAUAUUCAAAACUUGAAUGGUUUUUCUUUACCAUUAUUCGAUUAAACAUUAACAUUAAAAGGCAACAUUAAUAUAAAAUAAUUUUUUUUUAAGUUUCAUUUAAAAAUUCUCCAAUCUUACCUGGAAUUUUGAAUAAAAUUCCUGAAAAAUUUGAAAAUUGUUUUAUGUAAUUUGUGUAAACAUUCCGGACAAAGAGGAAAAGAAACAAAGUGCAAAAAACUAUCAGCUAUAAAAAACAAACAAUAGAUGUAUUGUACAUUUGUUGCCGUAUAUAUAUCGUACUUCCUCAAACUGAAACAGGUAGACAACACUACGUUGAAGGGAGAAAGAAAAAAAAGGACGAGACGCAUAAAGAACGAGCUUUCAUAAUUUCAUAUUUGCACGUGGUAAUUCUUGACGAAUUCCCGAUGUCUCAGGCACGAAGCAACGCCAACAUAGUUGGACGAAUCAUUUUCGCGAAUUAGUCAAAGGAUGAUUCACGCGAACGGGGAAAGUUACGAAUCUGACGGCUUCUAUCAAGGUCGCCAAGUCGGCCGAUUCAUGCGACGGGUCUGACGACGGGAAGAGACAGCUAGAGACUGAUCGCCCUGUAUCCCCGUUUCUCGGUAUUCUCCUCUCUAGAGCGUCGGGAAAGUCUCGCCGAAGGGGAAAGUCAUCGUUCGCGCGGAGGCGUCAUACAGGUUAUGUUCCGCGCGCAAAACACACGCGGGACAAUUCUCACGUGGCCACACGUGACGCGACCCCUCCUUGCUCGCCGUCCGGAGUCAAUACGGAUUCGGUACGUCGUGCCGUUGAAUCCGCCGCGGAUCUCGGAGAUCUUUCGUCCGGAGCAUCUGCCGCGCGCGGGGGCUGACGAACUGGCUCGUGCUGCACCGUACCGCACCACGGCCGCCAUUUUGCUGCUGCCCCCGCACGCACCGUCUCUGCUUGCCUUGUAUGUGCCUGACAUGUCUCUCUAAUGUUGUUAUCGACGGACGUCGCGAAAUUUUGCGUCGCGUGAGACCGAGCUGCAUCGUCGUGUGUACCGCCCGUGUGGCGAAGCGAGGUUGCCCACGGUCCCGACUGGACGUCCCGGCCGUCGUUUCGUCGCGCGCGAGAUCUCGUGGUUUCCCAGUGUGUGCGUGUGUAUGAGUGUCGUCCCAACCUCGACCCUCCCUCGAGUUGAGCCCCGUCGCGGUCGAGAGAGUACGAGCACCUGGUGACCCGGACACGAGGGUCUGCGAGCGAACGUCCGCGGAGUAUGCCGCCGACGCCGUCUCGGGAGCGCUCCCCGCUGUCGCUCUGAGAUCGAGCGCUGCCUCGCGACGUGACGUGAGCGAGAACCUAACCUAAAAGCAGGCAAGAGAGGAAUAAGGAAACGGGCAGGCAGGCAGGAAGGAGAGAAAUCGGCCCAUGCCAACGGCGGCGGGGAGAUUACCCUCCGGUGAUAUGGCCGCGGGAUCCUUGAGGUGCGACGACUCCUCAGUGGUGCUGCACAUCGACCCGACGUCCGCUCGACGCGCGACGACGACGACGACACAGUCGCUCGAACAUGUGUAGGACACACUUGAUGUAGAACUACUACUAUGCGAGGUGGAACAGAUCUGGACAGAAGCGGCAAUCGAUGAAGGUCCCAAUUACAACCGCCGAAAACUCAAACAUGGACAAUAAAUUGAAGUUUUCGGACCGCUUGAAGGCUUUGCUGAAAACCGAGGCACAUCAAGAUGUUGAUCCAUACAUUUUCAGUGAGCCGGAACCGCCGUUCGUCACGGCGGCGGGAAGAAAUCACACCACGGUACUCCCACCUGAAACAAAUCCUGAAGUGAUGCAGAGCAGUUGCAAGAACAACAGCAGCAGCAGCAGUAGUAGGUCAAAGGGGAAAUGCGUGAAGCAGCAGAGGAUAAGGGUGCCACCCGUUGCGCUGCCCGUAGCAACGGCGGCGGUGGCAGGCUACGACGUUGUCAGGGGUGCGCUCAAUGUCGCCGCGACGGCGAACGAGGCGACGAUGACGACGAGCGUCGAAGACUGCGGCAUUCGGGAGAACCUGGAUCGCAAGUUUUCCAGUUCGGCUCAACAGCAGCGUAAGCGGCGGCACAUUGAGAAUCUGCGGCGACUGAGAUCCUCCAGGAGGCGGCAGAGCCGAGACCACACGCUACUGUAUUAUCCGCGAGCCGGCGACGAGAUAUCCGACAGCGACUCGAGCGGCGACGAGAUGACGAUCUAUCAGCGUCAGUGGUUUACCAACGGCGAGUCCAUCACAUCGUUGAACCGGGCGACCCGGCUGGCCCAGCUGCGCUCGCAGCUGCAGCGGCAAUUACUCCAGCUGCGCAUCGACGGGGCCGACGCGGAGCUCGUGCUGCAGCACCGGGUCCGAUGUCUGCUGGAGGCCGCUACCAGGGAUCCCGCGUCCACCGCGCGGGUACUGAGCGACUCUCCAUCGCGCACCAGCAGCUCCAAGGUGCUCGACGGACCUCUGCUGGUUGGCGGACUGUGCGGCGUAGAGGGAUGCCAGCAGACGUCCCUGCCCUGCACCCGGCACUGCUCUCGCCACAUAAUGCUGAAUGGCGAUCAGCUCCUGUUUGAGUACUGCACUGCCAAGUUUAGUGACAACACACAGUGUUGCGUUCCUGUGUUUGACGUCGCGCACGAGUUGCCUCUCUGCCCGGAGCACGCGAGGAAGAGGGACAAUUAUCACCGUAAAAUCCAAGAAUCCAAACCAAAGAAGGCACGCAAUAAGAAGCCAGCCUCUCCAACGAUCCCAGCGAAGCCUAAACCCAAGUCCAAGCCCAGUAAGAAGCGCAAACGGCCGCCCUCCAAUAAGAUAGAAACUACCAUCAAGGACCAAGCUGCGCUAAUACACGAGGAGGAGAGUCAUUACAUGAACCAAAUAAACUGUAGUGAAAACCACACCAAGAUGUUGAACAAUCUGAGCGUUCCACAGGGAAGUUCAAACUCGUCUAACUUGAAUCUGGGACUGGGUCUGGGCUCUCUCGGUUUGACAGGGGGCCUCAAAGUCGAGCUCGGAGACAACGAGGUGUUCGCCUCCUUGGACUCUGCCGAGCACGACUUCGGCAAUGUGCUCAACAACUUGCCUCCGGAUGCUUUCAACGACUUAUUUAUUGAAGGUAGAAACGGAGAUUAUGAGCCGUCGAGGGAGGAAGAGGAGGAAUUGCAACGGGCUCUGGAAGAGGUCGAUAAAGAUGUGCGAAAUUUGGAGAGGAUGGGACAGACGCAUGGACUUUUAGAGCCGGCUCUGCUUGCCCAGCUCAUGUCGGACAUUGCCUCGUAGCCCCACCAAUCCUAACGUAAUAAUCUUUCGAAGAGGGAGUUGUGCGUGUUCCUUGUAACGUAGAAAGAAAUAUUGUUUUGUGUCUGUGCUGCUAAAAACGUAAGAUUGCGUUAUAGACUGUUGUUACGUAGCCACGCAAGUCCGAGAUAAUGGCAGGGAUUGACAUACAGAAAGUAACAAAUAAAACAAAAAAAAUGAGAAAAAAACAAUAGCAAAUUUAUGAAUUUAGUGUAAACAGCAUCGAGUACAAUACCACAGGUAGGUUUAUGUCGAAGUAGCACUGUAAAAAAAAGAAAAAACCGAGAAUUCCAUCCUUUUUGACAAAUAAUCACGGACAUUCUGCAUCAUUAUUACAUUUAUUACAUACAAUAUAUUUGUAGCUUAUUUGCAGAUAUUUUGACUUGCACUUGACAAAUUUGCUUAGGAAAAAUUGUUAUAGCUGCACUUAAUACACAAUUAUUUUUUUGAGGGUAUAAGUG